AAAGUAAUAAUUAAGGGAGAGGUUUUAUCAUUAGAAGGGUACAAAUGGGUGGGUCAAAUUCACAUAAAAACCCACGCUUUCUCUCAAUCUGCAGUGGAAGUCACAGACACACGAUCCCAUAAUGGAGCUGCGAGAAGCAACCACCACCAUCAUCUCUGCUCUCUCCACUCUCUCUCCACCGCAGCUUUCAGAUCUUACCCACUCCAUCCUUUCUCAAUCUCUCUAUCAUCACCACCGUCUCUCCUCUCUCCUCUCCUCUCCCUCCUCCUUCUUCUUCACUCUCCACUAUCUCCAUUCUCUUUCCCUCCCUCACAAAACCCUUCUCAUUGCCAAACAUUUCCUUUCCUCCCUCCACCAACUCACCCGUCACUUCCACCCACCUCCACUCCCUCCUCAUCCCUCCGCCACCAUCAAACACCGGGAUCUUGACGCAGCGUUGCUUCUCCUACUCCUUUGUGAAGUCCAUCAAUAUAACCCUGAAAUACUCAAAACCCCACGUACUGAAUGGGGGAGAAUUUUAAGCAAACGCUAUUCUGAUUCCAUUUUAAUGCAGUCUGGAGUUGGGGUGCAUUACGGUGGCGUCCUUUUACCGUUCGUUGAGAUGAUAAUAAGGUGUUGGAGGUUUGUUUCUGUAAUGGGUGGUUGUGGAAGGAAGGAGAGGAGAGAGGUGGCAGCUGCACCAUCAGCAGUAGUGGCGCUACCGACGGUGGAGUUGAAAGGAGGUGGUGGUGGGGAGUGUGUUAUAUGUAGAGAAGAGAUGAGAGAAGGAAGAGACGUGUGUGAGUUGCCAUGUGAACAUUUGUUUCAUUGGAUGUGCAUAUUGCCAUGGUUGAAGAAGAAGAACACUUGCCCGUGUUGCAGGUUUCAGCUUCCCACCGAAGAUGUGUUGGGAGAGAUCCAACGGCUGUGGAGUUUUCUGAUCAAGAAAGAUUUUUUUGCUGAGCAACGUGUAAUGUAACAGCUGAGCGUUGUAGAAUCACAAGUUGAUGAUAGUGACACGUGUGGUUAACCACAGAGGCAAGUGUAUGUAUAGAUUAGAAAAUAAAAAUAAAUGAAAAUGAUAAUGAUAGAAUUUCUUUUUCUUUUUCUUUUUCUUUUA
This is a messenger RNA of Manihot esculenta (cassava), 1099 nucleotides long. Its product is annotated as E3 ubiquitin-protein ligase SGR9, amyloplastic. Gene Ontology annotation, molecular function: ubiquitin protein ligase activity. Gene Ontology annotation, biological process: protein ubiquitination. Gene Ontology annotation, cellular component: cytoplasm. NCBI's taxonomy places the organism in Eukaryota, Viridiplantae, Streptophyta, Magnoliopsida, Malpighiales, Euphorbiaceae. The record is from RefSeq and is a predicted model, not a curated record. The coding region runs from base 122 to 958 and encodes 278 amino acids. The transcript has a single exon.